UUUUUCGCUCUCCACGAUGUCCCCUUCACGGUCUCCCCGGGAACGAUGCGUCGUCGCGCUUCCUCCUCCCUCUUGUACUCGUCCACACCGAGUCCCGGUAGUGUCGGCCUGUGGACGACGGUAGCGAGGAUCUCGUGCCUGUACUCGAAUAACCAGACUUAUCUUGGGACGGGGGGAGCUGAAAGCCAAGAAGAGCACUGGGGGAUGAGUGUCUAUGAGGAAAAGAACUUCUUCCACACCUCAAUUUGCGGCUGGUGUUGCGCCCCAUCCCGCUUCCAAGAUGCGGAAUCGAGACUGAGUGGGCCAGGAUGGCUCAGGAAUCGUUCCUCUGACAUUCACCGCUAA
Molecule: messenger RNA, 345 nt
Organism: Mycena indigotica
Lineage: Eukaryota; Fungi; Basidiomycota; Agaricomycetes; Agaricales; Mycenaceae
Exons: 3
Coding region: 46-345 (99 amino acids)
Source: RefSeq, a predicted model, not a curated record